UGAUUUAAGAGUGCGAUUAGCCGAUCACGUUAGCUGAAACCCGGACGCUGUCUCUAGUGGACGCUCAGCUCAGUCCGCUCGCUGCUGAUCAUCAUGAUUCGGUUCUUGGUGUGUGUCCUGUGCUUUCUUCUGACCGCCUCAGGGAAGUCCAUUCAACUGGAUGAGGAGAACCCAGAGUUUUGGAGAAGUCAGGCUCAGGCUACGCUGAAUUCGGCUCUCAGGAGGAAACCCAACACUAAUGUGGCCAAAAACAUUGUUCUGUUCGUGGGAGAUGGAAUGGGCAUCACCACAAUCACAGCCGCUCGCAUACUGAAAGGCCAACUGGAGGAACAUCCAGGAGAGGAGACCGUCAUGACCAUGGACACGUUCCCUUACGUCGGUCUCGCUAAAGUGUACACAGUAGAUUUUCAGAUCCCGGACAGUGGAGCAACAGCGACGGCCUAUCUGUGUGGUGUGAAGACAAAUCUGAACAUUGUGGGUCUGAACGCUGCUGCACGGAACGGUGUGUGUCGCACACAGACAGGAAAUGAGGUCACGUCCAUCCUCAAAUGGGCUAAAGAUGCAGGGAAGUCAGUUGGCAUAGUAACGACGACACGUGUACAACACGCCACUCCAGCGGCCUCUUAUGCGCACAGCGCCAGCAGGAAGUGGUACAGUGACGCUGACAUGCCCGCUGCGGCCAAGAGAGACGGCUGCACCGACAUCGCCUCCCAGCUCAUCUCCAACACGGACAUCGAUGUGAUUAUUGGCGGUGGCCGUAAGUACAUGACCCCUAAAGGCACGAUGGACCCUGAGUACCCCACAGACCUGAACUCAGCUGGCACGAGAGAGGACGGACGCAACCUCAUAAACGAGUGGAUCAACAUGAAAGAGGGAAAGGUAGCUCGCUAUGUGUGGAAUAAGACAGAGUUUGAUGCGGUGGACCCAGAAUCCACGGACUACCUGAUGGCCCUGUUUGAACCCGGUGAUCUGAGGUUCGAGGUGGAAAGGGACCCGCUCACAGAUCCCUCCAUCAUGGAGACGACUGAGAAAGCCAUCCGCAUCCUACAGAAGAACCCGAGAGGAUUCUUUCUGCUAGUGGAGGGGGGACGUAUCGAUCAAGGACACCAUGCUAGCCGUGCCUCGAUGGCACUGCAUGAAACUGUCGCCCUUGACAAUGCUGUUGCCCGGGCGCUGGACCUGACCAAUGAGGAAGAGACACUGACCGUUGUCACUGCUGACCACUCCCACUCGCUCUCGUUUAACGGGUAUCCCUUCAGAGGCAACAGCAUUCUAGGUAAAUCUCCUGUCUACGGGACGGACAUGCUCCCCUUUACCACACUGAUGUAUGGAAACGGACCUGGACACAAAAUCCUCAACAACAAACGACUUGACAUCCGCAAAGUGGACACCAGGAGUAGGGACUACGUGCAGCAGGCGGCGGUUCCUCUCGACACGGAAACUCACGGUGGCGAGGAUGUGGCCCUGUUGGCUCGAGGCCCCAUGGCUCAUCUGUUCCAGGGUGUUAAUGAGCAGAGCUACAUCGCUCAUGCUAUGGCCUAUGCAGCCUGCGUGGGAACCAAUCAGAACCACUGCUACACUGCACGCAGCUCUGCCCCUGACAUGCCCUGACUUAAUCACUAAUAUUAAUAGUAAUAUUACCUCAAUUCUUCAAUCUGAUUUACUCAUCACAGUUUACUAAAUGUACGUCUGUUUUUUUUUCUUUAAAUCAGCGGACCCUUUAUGACUUCAUUUAUCACUACAUAUUUUCUCUGUUAUUUUAUUAAAAAUAAAUUCCUCAGUAAAUCAGAAUAACCUUACUGUAAUGUGCAUAUCAAAUUGAAAACUUCAAUCUACUGUAAAUAAUUGUGUAUAUUUAUUGCUGAAAUUUAUACAAACAUGGGUGCACUCAAUUAAAUUAAGGGAACUUUAUACGGUGUAACUGAAAUUUUCUCAUUAAAAAUAAAAACAUGAUGCUCAUUUUGCUCAUUCUAAACAUCUUU
Molecule: messenger RNA, 1982 nt
Organism: Ictalurus punctatus (channel catfish)
Lineage: Eukaryota; Metazoa; Chordata; Actinopteri; Siluriformes; Ictaluridae
Gene: alp3
Product: alkaline phosphatase 3
Exons: 11
Coding region: 94-1611 (505 amino acids)
Biological process (GO): dephosphorylation
Cellular component (GO): plasma membrane
Molecular function (GO): alkaline phosphatase activity
Source: RefSeq, a predicted model, not a curated record